Messenger RNA from Ictidomys tridecemlineatus (thirteen-lined ground squirrel), 8965 nucleotides. RefSeq names its product MAF bZIP transcription factor K (gene Mafk). Gene Ontology annotation, biological process: regulation of transcription by RNA polymerase II. Gene Ontology annotation, cellular component: nucleus. The record is from RefSeq and is a predicted model, not a curated record. Gene Ontology annotation, molecular function: DNA-binding transcription factor activity, RNA polymerase II-specific; RNA polymerase II cis-regulatory region sequence-specific DNA binding. NCBI's taxonomy places the organism in Eukaryota, Metazoa, Chordata, Mammalia, Rodentia, Sciuridae.
AGCACCAUUCAUGAGAACUCCCUCCUUAGGCAGCUCAAUUAGUCUGACCUUGGCAGAGGGGACCUGCUUUUAUCACUUAAAACUAGCCCUCUCUUUAUUCCAAAGCAGAAUAUUUAAUAAGGCAAAAAGCAAACUGGGCUUUCCUCUGGAGCACAUUUACUUUUAUAUUUGGACCAGCAAGGUCAGAGGGACUAGUUCCAAGUCCAGUGUUGCGUACUUUCCAGGUGGUUGCUGAAAUGGGAGUUGGAUAGAGGGUCCCUGGGAAGCCAACUUUUCUAGGGGUUGCCUUUCCCCUAGCGCCCUAGAUGCUGCUGUGGAGGAAGACUGUUUACCAACCAUUCUUUGUCCACAACUCUCAGCUUUCACUCUUGGAGCUGUGGGAUGGCUCCAGGGUUUGUUUACAGUCCCCGUCUAGACCUAGAAGAAGUUGUGCCUGUUUCUGCCCUGGACUUUGCUAAGGCGGGAGUCUUCUGCAUUGGGCUUUCUGGAUUUCAGGUCCUGUCCACACGGGAAAUGGAAAUCCGGCCAGCUGGGAGAAUUCUGUGUGGCUGCUCCUGAGAGCAGUAAACAGUGACUCACACUGCGUUCCCCACCCUCCCUGUCCCAGCUAAUGGGAGAUGUGUUGCUCCGUAUUCACUUUUGCUUUUCAUAAGUCACAGACCCCAUGUUUCCUCUUUCUUAUGGUUUAAGGAAACUGAAAGUGUUAUCUGAAAAUUGUAGAAUUUCAGAGCAGGUAGGAAUGAACCUGAGUGGUCACACAUGGUCCAUCGCAUCUCCCACUGUAGGUGAGGGGACUGUAACUACCAGGCAUCGCUCUCUGGCCCGGGUCAGAGUCAGCCUGGUCUGGUGCUUGUCUGCUCUUCAGUGCUGCUUUCUGGUGCCCUGGGAGGUGGGUCGGAUGAACACCUUACCCAGGCUCCCUGCUGGAGCCCUCCCGCUGCAUAUGCAGCAGACCUUUCUUAAUGGCUGGGUGCCCUGUGGGGAGCUAAAGUAGGUAAGACCUGUUCCCUGCUUGCCAGGAGCUCUCUGUGCACUGAGGAGGUCUGCCUGUCAACAGAAAGGUCUAGAAACAGCUCUUGUUCCAAGGUGAUUGCUUGCCCCAAAGAACACAGCUAGGAGGACUUUCUGGAAGAAGUGUGUUGGGGAGUGAGCUGUGGUCAGCACAGCAGGGUCUAUUGGGAGCCAGAAGAGGAGGGCUGAGAUGGUGACAGAUAGAGAUUAGCUGCUCAAGAAGGACUUCAAAGUCUCCACCUGCCUGGGAGACUGUGUUUGAGGCACCAGGAUCCAAGUCGGGGGUUCUGUUAAACUGGCCCUGUGUUCAGGUAGAAGUCAGGGCCUGAGCUGAGACAGGGUGUGGGCAGGAGAACUUGAGGACUAGUUCCUCAAGCCCUGGUCACAGAGCAGAGGGACUUGGGGAUGAUUUCACCUGACGAUGUGGGGGCACUGUCAAAACUAAGCUAGAGACCCAGGAGGAGGGGUUUGGGGAGAGGAAAGGCAGGUCUUUGCCCUUGGUUUCUUCCCAGGGGACAUCCCUGGCCCAGCCUGGAAUUGGCUGAAGCCUUAGAAUGACUGGGUACAGAAUAGAACCCUUAAGGGGAGCUGGUGGCAGAGGGACAACUCAGUGAGCUGGGGUGAGGUAGGGGCUGCUUGAGGGGGCGUAUUAUGUAGCUGCAGCCUCUGCAGCCCUGGCUUGAGUCACCUCUGGAUGUAGCUGGGAUGACACAGCUUCCUGCGACUGCAGGCACAAGGUGACCAGACGUCCUCUGAGCUGGGCAGACAGUUGUGGCUUGCUGGAGGGCGGCCAGCCAGGGCCAGGCUGCAGGACAGUACUAUACACCGAGGGGGCUAUGUCUAGGGCAGGAGGGGCCAGUGGAGGCUUACUGGUCUUCAGUGGGCUGGGCCAUUACUAGCUCUUCUGUGGCACCAGCUGGGUUACCAUUGGUUGGCACUAUUGACAAGCACCCACUGGGUGCUGGCGCAAUGUAGGCCCUGCCUCCCUUGUGGCUCCUAGGAAGGGCACUUGCUUUGGGUGCUUGUAGAAGUGUUUCCAGCUCCUGCGAGGGGGUAGUUGGGGCCUCGGUGGCUUCAGGUUUUGUGGACUUGCACCCAUCAGGGCCGGGGUUGGAGAGCAAGGGCUAUUGCUGUGUCCAGCUAGAGUUUGAAUCUGCUGUCCUGAGACAGCGGGCCACUGCACCUCCUUCCCACUCUGGAGAGUAGGAAAGGAAAGGCUUACCUCUCCUUCUCAGGUGGGCUGAAAGUGGAGGGUCCUGGCCUUGUAGUCAUAUCACCCCUAAAGAACAAGUGUCUUACCUAGAGCCCACCCAGCUUCACAUCUGAGCUCCAGCAGAGGGUGACAUAGAGGGUCCUGUCUAGUCAUUUAUCUCCUUAAGCAUCAGGACACUUGGGAACUGUGUGGAGCCUCCUUUUCUCCUAGGAAGCCUCCCUAGCACUGUUACUUAGGGCCCUGGGGCUGAUCAGCCACCUGAUUUGAUGGAGAAAACCCCACCCGCAGGCCCAGGCCAGUCCUUCUCACGGUGUGCCUGGGAAGUCUGAAGAUGUAAAUGUCCCCAGGUGCAGUCAGAGCAGUGGGGCACCAGGGACAGCAGCUGGAAGUUGAAGAGUAAAGUAUGAUCCCUGGAAUGUGAGAUGAUCUGCUUCUGAAAGGUCCCUUCCUGAGCUAUUGAGCCAAGCCACCCCGCCCUGCCCCCCCAGGACACCCAGGCUGGGAUUGGAUCCUCUGCAGCAUGCCUUCCAGCCUCCUGCCUGGAUCUAUCCUGAAAUAGGAGGGCUCCCCACCCUGGCUCCCUAAUUCUGUGGAGUGGACACUACCAGGGGUGGCUGGCAUGCCCUCAGAGAAUAUAGAUGGAUACAGCUGAUAACUCUUUAAAUGUUAGUAGUCACCUGGAAGGUGCUGCAUGUGCACCUGUGUUUGUUUGCGGUGCUGGAAUCCACCCUGGACUUUGUGUGUGGUAGGUAAGGCUCCACCACGUGAGCCUUCUUGACCAGCUGCCUGUCCUGGGAUGUGGGCCAGGGAGCACUCUCAACCCACCUAAGUUAGAAAGUGGUUGCAUGCAGGGGGAAUGGAGACCAGUGCAGUUGGCCAGCCACCUGACUUUAUGGAGAAACCCCACCCUCAGGCCCAGUAUUUGACUGCUGAACUUCUCAGGUGACUUUUCUAGAAUUCCAAGUAGCUCAGGGCAUGGGGUCUUGUAUGCUGUUGGCUGAUGGAAGGCCCAGAGCACCCUCACCAGAAGCUGCCCAAGAGAGGCCUGCCUUGGGCCCCAGUGCCAGGAAGAGGGCUUCUCUGGGGCUUCCUGUGGGCUCCACACACCCUUCUGCCUACAGUCUUAGCCCAGGCUCAGAAAGGAGUCUUCUCACGAGAUGUGCCCUGUGGCUCUCAGGUAAGUGGCUUAGGGAGCCCCUUCAGAGCAUUUUUAAGUCACUUGUUUUGCAAACUCUUUCACAUGUACACGACUCUCCUGAGACUGGAGGUGCAGCUCAGGGGUGGAGCUCUUGCCUGAUCUGUACAAGGCCUUGGGUUCCAUCCCCAGCACUGCAAAAAAGUAAAGCUCUCCCUUGAACCUCAUUCCAAAGGCCAGUUGUCAUUUUUCUUGCCUUUGAUGUUUAAAGCAACGCAAGGUCAGUACUGCACGGGUGUACUUUGUGAGUGCUGGGCAGAGGCACCAGCCUACCCGGUGGACUGGGUUCAUGAGAAGCACCAUGCCUGGGCUGCCCCUGUGCCUGGCGUCAGACUGAAGGGCAGAACCUUGACCUGCAGCCCAUCUGUCCUCACCUUUUAUGGGGGCAGACAUUGGCCGAACCAUCCCAACAGAGGAUCCAGGUUUCCCCAGCAGAACCAGGUUCCUGGGGCAGAAGCUGAGAUCUCAUCUGCCUGAGGGAAAAGAUGUGGGUAUGGUGCCCAGUGCAGGGUGGGGGGGGGCUUCUCCUGCCUGCACCCCACCCCCAGCCUAUCCCCUGGCCUGGACUGCUGGGCUGGGCUCCUGGGAGGGGCCUGGUGCUCAGGAGUGGGUGCAGGUGUGGUGGUGGGGGAGAACCCAGGUGGGGUCUAGUGUCCCCUGCUGGGCCCAGCCUGGGCCCUUUGUUUCCUUCCUUCAUUUUUCUGAGGAAGUGACCCAUGAAGAGCCGAGGUUUGUUCUGUGGGGAAGAGGCCUCUUGGGAAGAGGGUGGGUUUGUCUGCAUCUUCUCGUCCUCCGUGUUCUUUAAGAUGGCAGGUCUGAGGACUAAGGGAUUCUGGAAUUCAGAGCCCCCUCCCUGCGUCGCUCCCUAGGGCCUGAGCCAGGACCCAUGUUGGUUGCUUUCUCUCAGUGGUCUUGGGUCGUCCCCAGAGGCAAGCGAAGUGGUUGUGGUAGGCUUAGAGUUGGCAGAUGGAUCGGAGUGACCUAUCUGGCCAUCCAAGGGUCCUCAAAUCAUGGAAGGGCUUGACUUCUCUGAGUGUGGUCCCCUGGAGACUGAGUCUUGCACAUCCUAGUCCCUCGGUGUCCCACCUCUGUGGUCAUGGGAGGCAGUUCCUUAGAGUUAAGGUCUGUCCCUCAGCUCCCCAUGGAGCACGGAGCACAGCACGUCACCUGUGGGUCUGACCAGAGGCCCCUUCCCUAGCACCUUCCUUUUCCACUGGCCUCAGGGGCCCCAGCUAGUGCCAUACGGGUGGGAGGGGCGUCCUUGUGUGGGAAUGUGAGCGGCUCUGUAAACAGCUGGUGACUCACCGCAUAGUUAUGUCACUGACUUGUAGUUGCUGGAAGAGGUGCCUGGUCCCUCCUCCCUCGCAUGGAAAAGUUUCUCAUGGAGUCAUGGAGCUCCCAGGCGCCUGGGUCCUGCAGGGCCCUACAGGGUGGCCAGAGCCCAGGCUUCUCCAGGGUCUCUGUCACCCAGCUCAGGGUGGUGGGGGUGGCAUGCCUCGGGCCCCCUCACAUCACGGGUCAAGUCAUGUUGGAGAGCAGCUCUUACCUCCAUGUUCACCCUGAGCUGCUGCUUGUCCAUUUCAGGCCUGGGCCUAUAAGGGGUCAGGGUGCUCCCUCAGUGCCUCCCUCGAGAGGAGCCCCAAGCCUACCUGAGGCUCCCCAGCUGGCCCCUGCUGUCCACUUCAGUUUCCAUGGGAGCAGCUGGAGUCACUAGGUGCUGGUGUCUGUAGCACAGAGCGUGGAUCCUGUGUUUAUCAGCAGCUUCUCGUUUAGAGGGUGGCGGGACCCAGGUCUGCAGGGAGAGGGGUAGUGGAGGUCGCCCACCAUCCAGCCCCAGUCUAUCCUCUGUACCCCUUUUCCAUGUGUUUCUCUGCUUCUGCUUCAACUCAUCCCUAGAAUGUGGAUGUGUGGGGGUGUGGCCCAUCCAGUGGCCACCCUGUGUUUCUCUCCUUUCUUCUGGGGUUAAAAUGAAUGAGUUUGUUUACUGUCUGACAACCUCAUGAUGUCUUUGCACAGGCCUGACCUGAAGUCAUGAUUGCUUUUGGGCUUCUCUGUUUCUAUGGCAACCAUCAGGGGUUGGCUACUUCCCAAGGUCGUCAUGGCAACUAUCAGAGGGGAAUCAUGCUUGGGAUGCUUUGGCUGGGUUUUUCAUGAAUGAUUAGAAUGUGUGACACAAUGCAGACUCUAAAAUGAGAAGGGCGGUUGGCGGGGACAAGUCUCACCAGACAGUUGAUUAGUUCUGCGAGGCAGCCAUGACUCCUCACCUCCUAUCUCUGGCCCUUCUCUCUAAACUGAUGCCCACCAGGAGCCCCCACCCAUCCUUGGGGCCCCAGAGUCACCUGAGCAGACUAGGGGCAGCCAGGCUGAGGUGGUGAUGUCACAGCUGCAGUUCCCUUCCCUGCGUUGCAGUUUCCCAGCACUUCCGUCCUGGUGACUGUGCCCGGGUUAUGACGACUAAUCCCAAGCCCAACAAGGCGUUAAAGGUCAAGAAGGAGGCAGGCGAGAACGCCCCGGUGCUCAGUGAUGAUGAGCUGGUGUCCAUGUCAGUGCGGGAGUUGAACCAGCACCUCCGGGGGCUCACUAAGGAGGAGGUCACCCGCCUGAAGCAGCGUCGGCGCACGCUCAAGAACCGUGGCUACGCAGCCAGCUGCCGCAUCAAGCGGGUGACACAGAAGGAAGAGCUGGAGCGGCAGCGGGUGGAGCUGCAGCAGGAGGUGGAGAAGCUGGCCCGCGAGAACAGCAGCAUGCGGCUAGAGCUGGACGCCCUGCGCUCCAAAUACGAGGCCCUGCAGACCUUCGCCCGCACUGUGGCCCGCGGACCCGUCACACCCACCAAGGUGGCCACCACCAGCGUCAUCACCAUCGUCAAGUCCACAGAGAUCUCCUCCACCUCUGUGCCCUUCUCAGCCGCGUCCUAGUGCCUGCUUGGGCCGUGAGGCGGCACGUCCCUCGUGCCUGCCCAGGGUCCUGGCGCAGACUCGAAACACCAGUCAUUGCAGACCCCUCGGGGCUGAGAGUGGGGACAAGUGAGGUGCCAGAUGAAGAGUAGGCUCUUGUGAGCCAGGCACUGCACACCGCCCAUGCACACACAGGUGCACACCACCCUCACGCCCUGUCCCUCCUCUCCAGAUGGGUCUGUUUCAGGAGUCAGUGGGAGAUGACCCCACAGUCCCCUGCAGGGUCUGCCAGCAGGAGGGGCCCCUGUGGCUGGGUGUGGGGCUCAUCUUCCACUCCUCUUGCAAGCAGCCUUUAACACCGUCCUGCCAUGGCUCCCACCUGGGCCAGGCACCCUGUAUUGACCUCCCCGAGCUCUGGAUGCCCCUGGGGGGGAGUGAGGGAGCUCGAAGGCAGCUCUGGUCUUCCGUUGUCCCACUGAAGCGUGCUACGAUGAGCUUUAGCCCUUACACCCAGCCCGUGCCCUGGGAAGCAGAGACGGGAGAGGCUGUGUGCUGGUGUCUGUGCCCCCACGGGCCUGCUGUCACAGGGCCUGUACACCAGAAGCACCGGGGUCAUGUCAGGAAGGCCUGUCCAGUAUGUGUGCAGAGAGUUGUGCGUAUGUUGUGAAGUUUCCCUUGUGCUCUGUGACCCAAGGUGGCUGCCCAGCAAGGCCCAGCCAGCAGAGCCAGCUGGCUUUCUGCCAGCCUGCUGGCCAUCCCUGGAUUUCACAAGAUGAGGGCAGGAGCAUCCCAUCAGCUGCUGGAAAGCAGAUCUUGGUUUCCCUAGAGCUGCCUCUGGCUGGCUGUGCUCAUCGAGGUGGGGAAGGCGGAGAUCUUGAGGCCUGUAGGGAAGGGUUGUGUGGUUUGGAGAGGAGUGGAGGCCUCAGGGAUGUCGGUGGACAUGGACGUGUCAGUUGAUGUCCUGAGUGGAGUAUCCCACAGACCACUGUGCUUCCUGCUGCUGGGUGGGGUGGAGCAGUGGCGGGGAGGGGGGUGAGGAUGGAGCCGAGGCUCUGAGAUGGGGCCCAGGGACAUGAAGGAGGCCUGAGAGCACAGCAUGGGGGUGAGGGCACUGCAGGGAACUCCUCACGGGCCUGCCUCUAUGUUGAGGUCAGCCAGGAGCCCCCAGACAGGCUUGGGGCAGAGGUGGGUCCCUGCGCCCUGGUGCUAGACCAUCACCCAGAGCCUUCACCUGCUCUUUCUUCAUGGAGCUCUGAACUGCUCAUGAUCUUGGGGAUCCUUCUGGGACUUCCUUUCCCAGAGCACUGCUGCAGGGCACCCUCCUCUGACUGGGGUCUUGGCAAGAGGAGUUGGCUUGGACACCCCUGUCUGGGGUGAGCCGGUGGAACAUGAGCCCUGUGUCCUGCUGCCAACUGGAAGCCACUGUGCGUGACAGGCAGUGAGGGAGUUGCGCCCCUCACUCCCAGUUCCCUCCUGGCCUACCCUGUACCCCAGCAAGCUGCCGCACUAUGUGCAGGGAGGGCCGAGGACAGGCGGUCCAAGGGCUGCAACGUGGUUCUGAGUCUGCUGUCAGAAGUGAAUAGAGAGUGUCAGGGCUUCUCUGGUGGCACCACCAUGCGACUGAUCUUCUUCUGGGUCCAGUGCAGUGCUGAGGGUUGGCCAAGCUGCAGCCCAGCUACGCGGGGUCACACUGGAGCCUCAGAGCAGGAGGCUCUGCCGGGCACUUGAAGCUGUCAAUACCAUAGCCAUGGUAGGUAAUCCAUAUUGGAUAUCAAUAAGGGCCAUGGGAAAUAUUUAAAGAGAAAAAGAAUAUAUAUAUAUAUAUAUAUAAAAUUAUAUACACAUUUUAUCGUACAGAUUUUUCAUAAGUUUUUUCCAGUUUGAUACUGUAGAUCUUCAUUAGUGCAGAGUUGUGUUGGAUGGGGUGAGAGUGUGCUGCCCCCUCUGGUGUGUGCUGGGCCUGGGGACAAGGUCUAGCCCCAGCAGGCACCUUGGGUGGCCCCCAGGGCAGGCCACGCAGCUGCAAGUUCUGUCUAGCCCUGGGGUCUGUCACAUCUCUGGGAUGUGGCAGGCUUCUGGCUAUGAGUGGCUUCCCGCUCUUGGCCUGUGGUGCUGUGCUAGAGAAGCAGCUCCCCACACUCGGCCUCCAGGGUGGACAGAACUUCCAUCACCACCCAGGGAGCCUCCGUCCAGGAUGCUCACGGGCACAGGGCCAGGGAAGGAAGUGGCACAUUCUGCUUUUCCUUUGAGAUCACUGAAAUUUUAUUGUCACGAUUUAAUAUAUGAUUUUAUUUUUAUUUAAGAAAAAGACAAGGACCUCUUUGUCGUGGGUUUGUUUUCUGUCCCGUGGCUCAGACCUCCCAAAGAGGGUGGGCUCUGCCUUUCCUGGGUGGCCAGGCGCUCCCUGGACAUGCCACUGCACAGCGCGUCCUGGCCUCCCAGCCGCAGUUCCAUUUCAAUAUUUAUUUUUUGCUGCUUUCCCCAUGAUAUAAAUUAUUGAGAGGAGAUCACAUGCUGUGGACCCGCACUUGUGCCCCGUGCCCACCCCACCCCACCCCCAUCUCACGGCCACCACCUAAUUUAUUGCUGUACACGUCGCUGCUCUCUGACUGCUUUUGUACCUUUGCAAUAAAGAAACCCCUGGUUUUA